Molecule: messenger RNA, 970 nt
Organism: Saitoella complicata NRRL Y-17804
Lineage: Eukaryota; Fungi; Ascomycota; Saitoellomycetes; Saitoellales; Saitoellaceae
Product: thymidylate synthase
Exons: 2
Coding region: 53-940 (295 amino acids)
Biological process (GO): dTMP biosynthetic process
Cellular component (GO): mitochondrion; cytosol
Molecular function (GO): thymidylate synthase activity
Source: RefSeq, a predicted model, not a curated record
CGCGUCUACACCAAACACCUCCUCGACCAACUUUGAUUCAACCCCUCCGAAAAUGGCAUCACACGACGAAAACCAAUACCUCGACCUCAUCCGCAACAUCCUCGAGAACGGCGAAACGCGUCCAGACCGUACCGGAACAGGCACGCGCUCCAUCUUCGCCCCACCCAACUUGCGGUUUAACCUUCGCGACGGACAAUUCCCUCUUUUAACCACAAAACGCGUCUUUCUCCGUGCAGUCAUCGAGGAGCUUCUCUGGUUCAUUGCCGGCACCACAACGAGUGUCCCCCUAACCGAAAAGGGCAUCCACAUCUGGGACGGCAACUCCUCCCGCGCCUACCUCAACUCCCUCGGCCUCACCCACCGCGCCGAAGGCGAUCUCGGCCCAAUCUACGGCUUCCAAUGGCGCCACUUCGGUGCCUCCUACACCACCCACGACGCAGACUACACCGGCCAAGGCAUCGACCAACUCGCCGAGGUAGUCAGGAAAGUUAGGGAUGAACCUUGGGAUCGCAGGAUCAUUAUGUCUGCGUGGAAUCCUGUUGCGAUUCCGGAGAUGGCGUUGCCGCCGUGUCAUGUAUUGUGUCAGUUUAGCGUGAAUACGAGGAAUGAGGUGUCCUGCCUUCUAUACCAACGGAGUGCGGAUAUGGGGUUGGGGAUUCCGUUCAACAUUGCCUCAUACGCGCUCCUGACGUACAUGAUCGCACACAUCACCGGCCGUACACCCGGAGACUUGAUCAUCCAACUCGGUGACGCACACGUCUAUAACGACCACGUCGAGGCGUUGCAGGAACAGCUCCAGAGGGAGCCGAGACCGUUUCCGACGUUGAGGAUUAAGAGAAGUAAGGAGGAGGUGGGGGGGAUUGACGGGUUUGCGGUGGAGGAUUUUGUUGUGGAGGGGUAUAAGCCGUAUCCGAAGAUUGAGAUGAAGAUGAGUGUGUAGCGAGGAGAGAAUAUAUAGAAAUACAAGGAC